CCCCCCCCAAAAACCCCCCCCCCCCCCUUCCCCCCCGCCCCCUUCCCCCCCCACCCCCCCUCCCCAUCCCCCCCCCCCCCCCCCCCCCCCCCCCCCCCUUCCCCCCCUUCUCCCCCCCUCCCGGGUUUCCCUCACCCCCCCUUUCCCCCCCCCAAAAAACCCCCCCCCCCCAAACCACUUUCCCCCCCCCCCCCCCAAACUUUUUUUUCCCCCCCCCCCCAAAAACCCCCCCCCCCUCCCCCAAAAAAACCCCCCCUUUAAAAAAAGCCCCCCCCCCCCCCAAAAAAAAAAAAAAAACCCCCCCCCCCCCCCCCCCCAAAAAAACCCCCCCCCCCCAAAAAAAAAAAAAAAAACCCCCCCCCCCCAAAACCCCCCCCCCCCCCCCCCUCCCCCCCCCAAAAAAAAACCCCCCCCUUUUCCCCCCCCCCCCCCUUCCCCCCCCUUUACCCCCCCCCCCCCCCUUCCCCCCUUUUCCCCCCGGGGAAAAACCCCAAAAAAAAAAACCCCCCCCCGGGGGAAAAAACCCCCCCCCCAAAACCCCCCCCCCAAAAAAAAAAACCCCCCCCCCCCCCCAAACCCCCCAAAAACCCCCGGGGCCCCCCCCCCCCCCCCCCCCCCCCCCCCCCCCCCCAAAAACCCCCCCCCCCCCCCCAACCCCCCUUUCCCCCCACCCCCCCCCCCCCCCCCCCCCCCACACCCCCCCCCCCCCGCCCGACCCCCUUUUCCCCCCCUCUCCCUUCCCCCCCCCCUCCCCUUUUCCCUCCCCCCCUCUCCCCCCCUCCCCCUCCCCCCUCUCCCUCUCUCCCUCUCUCCCCUCUCCCUUCUCCCUCCCCUCCCUCUCUCCCUCCCCCCUCCCCGCCUCUCUCCCUCCCCUCCCCCUCUCCCCCCUUCCCCCCCUCUUUUCCCCCCCUUCUCCCUUCUCCCUCUCCCCCUUUUCCCCUCCCCCUCUCUCCCUCUCUCCCUUCUCCCUCUCUCCCUCCCCCCUUCCCCUCUCUCCCUCUUUUCCCUCUCUCCCUCUCUCCCUCUCUCCCUCUUCCCUCUCCCCCCUCUCCCCCCUCUCCCCCCCCCUCCUCCCCACCCCCCCCCCCCCCCUCCGUAAUUAACCGUAAACCAAGACCGAACCCCCCCCCCCCCCCCCCCCCCCCCCCCCCCCCCCCCCCCCCCCCCCCCCCCCCCCCCCCCCCCCCCCCCCCCCCCCCCCCCCCCCCCCCCCCCCCCCCCCCCCCCCCCCCCCCCCCCCCCCCCCCCCCCCCCCUAUAUUACGUAAUCAAGCCCAAGGUUGACCCAGCCAUCCUUAUAAACUAA
This is a messenger RNA of Bolinopsis microptera, 1305 nucleotides long. RefSeq names its product basic proline-rich protein-like. The record is from RefSeq and is a predicted model, not a curated record. Lineage: Eukaryota; Metazoa; Ctenophora; Tentaculata; Lobata; Bolinopsidae.